This is a messenger RNA of Saccharomyces paradoxus, 390 nucleotides long. RefSeq lists its product as uncharacterized. The transcript has a single exon. The record is from RefSeq and is a predicted model, not a curated record. NCBI's taxonomy places the organism in Eukaryota, Fungi, Ascomycota, Saccharomycetes, Saccharomycetales, Saccharomycetaceae. Bases 1 to 390 code for a protein of 129 amino acids.
AUGGUCGAUGGUGAUUUUCUCGAUGAGCAAUCAAACGUUGCAUUACUAAGCUCCAAAUCCAUGUGUGAUGGGCAUCACAGCGUCAAGAGCAGCAUAGGGGAUGAGAUUUUUAAACUACUCACGAAGAUUCUAAAUUCGGAUGAGAAAGCAAGCGGGGAUGUACACACGCUCGUUUCAGGGUCUACGGAUUCAUCAAAUUUUUACCUCGAUAAUGAACCACUGGAAAACAUACUCGCCGUAUUCAUAAUAUCGUUUAUUAUCGUCGUAGUCGGAGUUUUAUUACUUGGGCUGAUCGGCAUGAUAUUCAUAUCAUUCCGGUCAAACAAUAAUAAUGAUAAGAAACUACAAUUUAACGAUGAAGAAAAGCAAGCGACUACUGAAAACCCAUAA